Molecule: messenger RNA, 1078 nt
Organism: Eurytemora carolleeae
Lineage: Eukaryota; Metazoa; Arthropoda; Copepoda; Calanoida; Temoridae
Product: ionotropic receptor 25a
Source: RefSeq, a predicted model, not a curated record
GGAAUGGAAACAAUUGACUAUGGAGCAAAGUAAAUAUUUGAUCCAGGUCCGACCUCCUGGAGACACCCUGCCUGAUAUUAUCAGAUCACUGGUGACUGAUCUCAAUAUCACCAAUGCUGGAAUACUCUACGAUGAAAGUUUCGUUAUGGAUCACAAAUACAGAAGCCUACUGCUCAACCUCCCAACUAGGCAUAUAAUUAAACCUCUGGAAACUACAGAUGCUGGAAUUAAGGAUCAACUAACCAGAUUGGAGUCGGUGGAUAUCAACAACUUCUUUGUUCUUGCAAGUCUGGCAAAUUUGAAAAUGGUAUAUGGAGUAGCAAGCAGAAAGGGGAUGACUGGAGAAAAAUAUGCUUGGUUUGCUGGAACAAAGGAUUCUGGUCAAGAGUUUGAUCAAACCUGCUGCGAGCGAAUGAAAGUUGCAUUCUUCCAUGCUUCCCCCAUACCAUCCAAUAUAAUGCGAAGCUUGAAGACUAUGAAGAACGGGUUGACCGGCAUGCCUGAAGUCGAUGCAGGAUUCUACUUUGAUCUAGCGGUCAGGGCAGCUACCAGCAUGAAGAAGCUUAUGGCAGGAGGAAGCCUUCCCAAUUACUCUCUAUCCAAGUGCAGUGAGUAUACUGAAACAACACCAGUGGCAAGAAGUAUUGAUCUUCUCUCGGUUUUUAAGGUUGAUAACCCUGGAAUGUCCUAUGCCUAUGGACCAAUGAAGAUCUCUUCCAAUGGAUUAAGCAUGAUGAACUUCAAAGUCAACCUCCUGAGUUAUACUAUCGAGAGUAUGAAAGUUGCGGACAGGAAGGAGAUAGGAAGCUGGGAAUGGGGAAGUAGUAUCAUGUAUUCUCCUGGUAUGAUGAACUCCAUGUCAGGGUUUAGGGCGACCACGGUGUACAGGGUGGUCACGGUGCUCCAGGCCCCCUUCAUGAUGAUGGACGAGCAAGGUAACAGUUGUUUUAACAAAUCUUUCAUUUCAAAAUCUAAAACAUGUUCUCUAGAAACCACACCUGAGCCCAAAAUUUUAAAGAGUAUCGUUGAACGAAACUCCCAAGUUUCCAUUUUAGGGUCUUAACAGUUUUGUAGAUUU